Molecule: messenger RNA, 1128 nt
Organism: Orussus abietinus
Lineage: Eukaryota; Metazoa; Arthropoda; Insecta; Hymenoptera; Orussidae
Gene: Lamtor2
Product: ragulator complex protein LAMTOR2 homolog
Exons: 3
Coding region: 574-954 (126 amino acids)
Biological process (GO): cellular response to amino acid stimulus; positive regulation of TOR signaling
Cellular component (GO): Ragulator complex
Molecular function (GO): guanyl-nucleotide exchange factor activity; molecular adaptor activity
Source: RefSeq, a predicted model, not a curated record
AUCUUACCCGCGCCGCGUCGCCAUGUUGGAUUGCACCUCUGUCUCGAAAGGGCUCACCGAGAGAAACGCUAACCUCUCCGACGUAUCUCGAGUUGACAGGGCAUCGAUCACCUCGACUUUCCUCCAUUUCCCGAGCCGGGAUACAUAUUUCACUCGCUUCCCUCGAUUUCUUCUCCUUUCUUCUUGCGCUUUCUCGAAAAGGGCGGGAGUUAAUUCGAAUCGAGAUGUGGCCCCAUCUCGCGGCAAUACCUGGAACACGGUAACGCUUAAGCGAUGGUAACCCUAUUCAAGUAUCUGGUGGUAUGUUAGAGUUACCAUGAGUUAUUUAUUCGUAAGGCGGUUCCACCAUUCUCCGCGAAGUGGCGACUCCGCCGAGGUCCCAAAAUCGACAAGAAAAUGGCGGACGACGAGAUGUCCCGAGUUUCUCGACCAGGACUGCCGAUAGUCGCCGAUAGUAUAGAAUUGACGCGAAUUCGGGAGACGCGGACCCGGAAACGAGUAUUCCGCGUUUCUCGGCCGUCACGCGGACGGCGGAAUAGUAAUCGGAAAUCGUGAAGAUCGGCGCAAAACACGAUGUUGAAGCCCAGAGCUCUUAUGGAAGUGCUGACCCGAGCGAACACAGGAGGCGUCGAGAAUACCUUGUUGCUGAGUAAGGACGGUGGAUUAUUGGCGUACAGUGGUUACGGGCAUAAAGACGCAAGAGUGACAGCUGCUAUAACUAGCAAUAUCUGGUCAGCCUACGAGAAAAACGGACGAAACGCGUUCAAGGAGGACGAGCUGCGAUUUGUCUUGAUGGAUUGUGCGGAAGGGAAGGUCGUCGUCACCGAAGUAGCCAACUUGUUGUUGUGCCUCUACGCUAGGGGAGACGUUGGCUUCGGCAUCCUCCGAGAGAAAGCCCAAGCUCUGGCGAAGUACUUGGAGGAGCCACUAAAAACUAUCGCGAGUAUGCCGUAAAGUGCGAGAUAUCGACUCAUAGAUAAGUCGCGAGUAAAUUCGCGAGGCUUCGGUGCAUCUCUAUUGACGAGAGCCCGUGGCGACUGCACUGGAUCGCAUGAACGAUCGAAGAUGUACAACAAAGUCUUUAUUUAUUUUAUGGUACAACAAAUACAAACGACUAACUACCCGUCG